Molecule: messenger RNA, 3225 nt
Organism: Archocentrus centrarchus (flier cichlid)
Lineage: Eukaryota; Metazoa; Chordata; Actinopteri; Cichliformes; Cichlidae
Product: hemicentin-2-like
Exons: 9
Coding region: 169-2811 (880 amino acids)
Biological process (GO): cellular response to lipopolysaccharide; cell surface receptor signaling pathway; T cell costimulation
Cellular component (GO): external side of plasma membrane
Source: RefSeq, a predicted model, not a curated record
GCUGCAGCGGCAGUUUGGAAUCAUUCCUAUGGAAAACCGACCUGCAGCUUUAUUUAAAGCCUGAAUUUGAGCUCCUCUGUUCAGGCUUUAAACUCAGCUUCUGUUAUUCUCAGAGUCCCACCAGACUCAGAUAUUUGGAGCAAACUAAGAUCAUCAGACGUGGAGAACAUGGACAUGUCUGCUGGAGCUGCGUCCCUCUGCUCAGCUCUGCUGUUGGUCAGUCUGCUGCUGUUUGUCUCUGCAGAGCAGAAAACCAUCACAGCUGAGUCUGGAAACAGAGUCACUCUGCCAUGUCGAGCUCCAAACAAAUACAACAUUAGAGCAGUUGUGUGGAGCAAAGCUGGAAGCAGAGAUGGAAAAAAUGUCCUUGUGUACCAAUUUGUAGUGCAGCAUUAUAUGACGGAGCAUUCAUCCUUCAAGAACAGGGUGGAGCUGAAGGACAGACAGAUGAAGGAUGGAGACGUGUCUGUGAUUCUGAAGGAUGUGAACACCGCUGAUACUGGAAGAUAUGAGUGUCGUGUUUACAUGAGAGAACCCUUUAGGCUCCUCAGCAUCAUCUACCUGAGCGUUGCUCCUCCUCCAGACGAUAAAUUCCUCACAGCUGAUCCUGGACAGGACGUCACUCUGACAUGUCGAGCUCCAAACAACAACCCCAAGUUCAUCCAUUGGAGCAGAGCUGACCUGGAGCCAGAAUACCUCCUCCUUUACCGGGAUGGGCAGUUUCUUCCAGGUGAUCAGUUUGUGUCUUUUAAGAACCGGGUGGAUCUGCGGGACAGACAGAUGAAGGAUGGAGACGUGUCUCUGAUUCUGAAGAACGUGAUGACUGCUGACACUGGAACAUACAACUGUCGUGUCUUCAUGGAGGAAAAACGCUCCUGGGAGUCCAUCUGCAGAUUCACCCUGACUGUUCCUCCAGAGAAGCAAACCAUCACAGCUGAGACUGGACAGAGCGUCACUCUACCAUGUCGAGCUCCAAACAACAUCACAGUUUUAUACUGGAGCAGAGCUGACCUGGAGCCAGAACAUCUCCUUGUUUACCGGGAUGGGCAGAUUGUUCCAGAUAACCAGCAUCCGUAUUUUAGGAAGCGGGUGGAUCUGCGGGACAGACAGAUGAAGGAUGGAGACGCGUCUGUGAUUCUGAAGAACGUGACGACUGCUGAUAAUGGAACAUACAAGUGUCAUAUUUUCAUGGAGGAAACACACUCAUGGAAGCUGAGCAUCAUCAACCUGAGUGUUCCUCCAGAGCAGAAAAUCAUCAUCACAGCUGAGUCUGGACAGAAUGUCACUCUGCCAUGUCGAGCUCCAAACUACAACAUCACAUUGUUGUAUUGGAGCAGAGCUGACCUGGAGCCAGAAAACCUCCUUGUUUACCGGGACGGGCAGAUUGUUCCAGAUUACCAGCAUCUGUAUUUUAAGAAGCGGGUGGAUCUGCAGGACGGACAGAUGAAGGACGGAGACGCGUCUGUGAUUCUGAAGGAUGUGACGACUGCUGAUAAUGGAACAUACCAGUGUCGUGUCUUCAUGGAGGAAACUCGCUCAUGGAAGCUGAGCAUCAUUGACCUGAGUGUUCAUCCAGACAACAAAAGCAUCACAGCUGAGUCUGGACAGAGCAUCACUCUGCCAUGUCGAGCUCCAAAUGACAACAUCAAAUUUGUACAUUGGAGCAGAGCUGACCUGGAGCCAGAAUAUCUCCUUGUUUACCAGGAUUGGCAGUUUCUUCCAGAUUACCGGCAUCCAUCUUUGAAGAAUCUAAUGGAUCUGCAGGACAGACAGAUGAAGGAUGGAGACGUGUCUCUGAUUCUGAAGGAUGUGACGACUGCUGAUGAUGGAACAUACCAGUGUCGUGUCUUCAUGGAGGAAACUCGCUCAUGGAAGCUCAGCAUGAUCUACCUGAGUGUUACUCCAGACCACAAAAUCCUCACAGUUGAUCCUGGACAGAACAUCACUCUGCCAUGUCGAGCUCCAAACAUCAACAUCAAAUUUGUACACUGGAGCAGAGCUGACCUGGAGCCAGAAUAUGUCCUUGUUUACCGGGAGGGACAGUUUCUUACAGCAAAUCAGCAUCCAUCUUUCAGGAAGCGGGUGGAUAUGCAGGAUGGACAGAUGAAGGAUGGAGACGUGUCUGUGAUUCUGAAGGAUGUGACGGCUGCUGAUGAUGGAACAUACCAGUGUCGUGUCUUCAUGGAGGAAACUCUGUCAUGGAAGCUCAGCAUCAUCAACCUGAGUGUUCCUCCAUACCAUAAAAACAUCACAGCUGAGUCUGGACAGAACGUCACUCUGCCAUGUCGAGCUCCAAACAACAACAUCAUCGAUGUUAUAGAGUGGAUCAGACCUGACCUGCAGCCAGAAUACGUCCUUGUUUACCGGGAUGAGCGGUUUGAUCCAGAUAACCAGCAUCCAUCCUUUAAGAACCGCGUGGAUCUGCGGUACAGACAGAUGAAGGAUGGAGAUGUGUCUUUGAAUGUGAACCAUGUGACGAUUAAUGACACUGGAACAUACGAGUGUCAUGUCUUCAUGAUUGGAACAAACCACAAGAACACCAAACCCAUCAGCAGCAUCUACCUGAGAGUUGUUGAUCCUCCAGAUCCACCAGGAGGAGACGCAGACGGUGGAGGUAACGAGGGUGGAGGGAACGAGGGUGGAUCUGUUGGACUGAUAGUCGGUCUGACACUUUCUGCUGUGCUGCUGCUUCUUCUUAUUGUUCUUAUUGUUGUUCUGAGCAACAGAAAAUCCAACCAGUCCCAAAGAUCAAAUGCGGCUCAUCACCAGGAGAUAGUCAGCCUAUCUGAGGACAGUGAUGAACUCUCCUGAACAUCCAGCAGACAUGAUUUAUGCAUGUUUAAAGGUUCAGUUCAAACAUGCAGAGCUCUUUUGUGUUGGUUUGAUAUAUGAACCUUUUUCAUUUUAAUAACCCCCAUGGGGGCAUUUACACCUCUGGCUACGCCUCUGGAGUAGGUUCUGAGUGUAAUCUGUGCACCAGAGUCAUUAUAGUUGGUUUUUUUUUCCUCUUUUUGUUUUUAUUUCUGUUUGGUUUCAGUUGGUUUCCAGAGUCAUAGGUUUAGGAAAAUCAGUCCAGGGCUCUAUUCCAGGAAGCAGGUUCAGCUCCAGCUCUGGUUUGUUAACCUAAAAUGAGGAAACUCAGGUUUCUGUUCCAGAAAGAGAGCUAACUAACUCUGAGUCAGUUACCAUGGUUAGGGUCACUCUGUGACCCUAACCUGGCAGGUU